This is a messenger RNA of Salvelinus sp. IW2-2015, 8870 nucleotides long. NCBI's taxonomy places the organism in Eukaryota, Metazoa, Chordata, Actinopteri, Salmoniformes, Salmonidae. The record is from RefSeq and is a predicted model, not a curated record.
AUGGGCAAGGACCUUACUGUCCUGAUUUUAGGGGAAGCUUGUUCCUCCAUUGGGGUGCCAGGACACAGAAGAGCUUUGACUGUGCUGAGCGGGAGGCUGCCCUCCCGUAGGGUCCUUUCGAGCGGCGGGCGCCAGACAUCAGCUAAUGGCCUUCAGUUCAACAAUGAUGUGUCGGGCGGGUGCUGGGGAGGCAGAGGAGAUGUCGACCCCUGCAACCCUUGGAGACUGCCUGAGGCCUUCCACCAGGAAGCAGCCGAGGCGGAACGUGACGCCACGCUCCUACAGCAGCCUCUGAAGUCUGGACUUCUAGACGAGGACACAGGCGGCGAAGGCGUGGUCAAUAGUCCUGUAAAGAAUUCUGACGCUCCCAGCAGCCAAGAUGCUGCAUCCUCUGACCUCCUAGCUCCUGAGGAUGGCCCAGUGCCCAGUGAAGUUGUAAGGCACCGCAGACCUGGUCCACCCAAAAGACUGCUGGGCCGAUGCAGAGCCGACAAGGGGAGCGUCUCAGAAGAGCACCGCCCAGGGCUGUUGGUUACAGAGGGCCACCUAACAAGGAGCCCCAGCGAUUCCUGCCCUCCCAGGAUCUCACUGCUGCGGUUACGGCGGCGCCUGCAGGUGCAGCUGCAGCGACUGCCCCCGUGUGUGGUGCAGUCGCUCAUGCAGAGGGACGAGGAGUCGGAUGACGAGUCUUCGCAGGAGGAGGAGAUGACUGUUGUUAAAGAGGGAGAGCAACAACACAAUCCCAGAAUUGAUCCCCACUAUGUCCUUCAUUCCCAGAAUGCCGUGGAAAACACGUCAACUAACAUCCUCACUGCGCUAACCAACAGACUCCCCCAAAAGGGCCACUUGAAGACCGGGACGCACAGGAUCCGUGUGGACUUUAAGGAGGACUGUGCCAUCCAGAACGUGUGGUUGAUGGGCGGUCUGAGUAUCCUCACCUCUGUCCCCGUCACGCCUCAGCCUGUCUGUCUGCUCUGUGCCAGCAAAGGACACCAUGAGAUGAUCUACUGCCAGGUGUGCUGCGAACCCUUCCACAGCUUCUGCCUCUGGCCCGAAGAGCGCCCCCACGAGGAGAACAAGGAGAACUGGUGCUGCCGCCGCUGCAAGUUUUGCCACGUGUGCGGCCGUAAGAGCAAGAACAACAAGCCUGUGUUGCAGUGCAGGAGGUGUCAGAACUGCUACCACCCCUCCUGUYUGGGACCCACCUACCCAAAGCCCAUCAACUGUAAGAUGCCCUGGGUGUGUAUGACGUGUAUCCGGUGUAAGAGCUGUGGAGUGACCCCAGGGAAGACCUGGGACAUGGCCUGGAACCACGAGCAGGACCUCUGUCCCGACUGCAGCACCCUCCACAGCAAAGGGAACUUCUGCACCAUYUGCUCCAAGUGUUACGAGGAGAAGGACCACAACAGCCAGAUGAUGGAGUGCUCCAGGUGUAGCCACUGGGUACAUUCUAAAUGUGAAGGACUCUCUGAUGACCUGUAUGAGAUCAUGUCCAGCCUGCCAGAGAGCGUAGUAUAUUCCUGUACACGCUGCAGCCAAUCACAGCCCAGAUUCUGGAAGGAGGCGCUGAAGGAAAGGCUGAGGGCGGGGCUAGAGAAUGUGCUGACCAACCUCCUCUCUGACUCCUCCGCCCAGCACCUGAUUACCUGCAGAGAGUGUGAGGAAUCCACGGAACUAAAUGCUUUCAGGGACCAACAGCAGCCCAUCUGUGACCUACAUGCCGUGGGUCAAAAAUGUACAGGUGGCCAGUACACUUCACUGAAAUCAUUCCAUGAGGAUGUUGUCAUGGUGAUGAGGAAGUGGCUAAAGGAGGAGGAGUCUCUCCCUGAGGACCUGAGGCCCACCUGUUUGGCCAGGUCUCACUACCUGAAGUUGCUGGAGGAGACUUUCAGUUGGUUUCAUAGCCAGGAUCAGAAAAUGUGGGACCCAAUCUCCAAAGAUUUCCCAAGUGAUAUGCUCCCUGAGGCAGUUCUUCCACCCUCUAAGGAGCACAGCUAUGCACAGUGGCUGGAGAGGACAUACCAAGUUACCAGGGGCUCAGGRUGCCUCCAGCAGGAGAACAGCAUCCCUUCCCUGUACUCAGUCACCACCCAUCAGUCCCGGGCUCUGGAGAGCCUCCCACUCAAAUCCCAAGGUACACAUUGUGCUCUAACCGGGGCCCUGGAACUCGACUGGACCAAAGAUGAGAGRCAGUGUGCACUCUGCCAACAAUGUGGAGACGCCACACCCAACGACGCAGGCAGGAUGCUGUUCCUGGGGCAGAACGAGUGGGCCCACGUCAACUGCUGCCUGUGGUCCGCUGAGGUGUACGAAGACAACGGAGCUCUACUCCAAGUACACAGUGCUGUCUCCAGGGGGCGCCACAUGCGCUGUGAGCGUUGUGGCCAGGCGGGGGCGACGGUUGGCUGCUGUCUCUCGUCCUGUCAGAGUAACUACCAUUUCAUGUGCGCCCGCGCCCGCAACUGUGUCUUCCAGGAGGACAGGAAGGUCUUCUGCUCCAGGCACCGCGACCUCGUCAGUGAGAAGAUGGUGUCUGGGAAUGGGUUUGAAGUUCUCCGGCGGGUCUACGUGGACUUCGAAGGGAUCAGCCUCCGUAGGAAGUUUCUGACUGGCCUGGAGCCAGAGUCUAUAAAUAUGACCAUUGGUUCACUUCAGAUCAACAGGCUGGGUGUGCUGACUGAACAAUCAGCAAAUGGUGCAAGGUUGUAUCCUGUGGGCUACCAGUGCUCUCGGCUGUACUGGAGCACAGUGGACCCUCGGCGGCGCUGUAAGUACACCUGUAAUGUGACGGAGGUGUACUCUCCACUCCCGGAGAAGCCAGGGGAACCACAUUGGUGGGAGCAGGAGGAGAACCGAACCAUAGCYCACAGCUUCUACAAAGAMAUGGAAAUUCCAGAGGCUGGGAUGAGUCCUCUGCCCAUUCAGGUAUCUCCCAGCACCACUUCAUCCCCSCUGAAACAGGAGCCUGGGGCCAAAACCCCUAGUUACUCACAAACCAGGAGACCAGCAGGAGGAACAUCUCGACCUCUUCCCUCUCCAGGGAGUGCCAUGACCAAAUCCCACCACAUCCUGACUCUCAGGGAUCUGGGCGAUGCCUGCCAGCCGCGUCGCCUGUCUCGGGGCCGCCACUCCGGGGACUCCUCUUCCCCCACCGAUAGCCCCGCGGGACCAAUGAUGCUCCGUUCAGGGGGCACCCUCCACCCCAGGUUCCUACCCUUCAGCUCCCCUCCCAGAACCAGCGAAAACCUCCUGAAUUCCCCUCAGAGAGUACAACCUCGCGCUGGCUCCUCCAGCUGGCGCUCCCCUCUCUUGUCCCCCUCCAGUGUUACCUCCCCUCUAUCUCUGCGGCCUGGCGCCAUCGGCAGCCCACCCUCCAACCUCCCUCUGGCCCUCCGCCACUCCUCCAGGAUCAGGCACUCAUUCAAAAUCACAACUCCAGUGUCCACUGAGGUGCCACAAGACUUCUUAGCGUCAUCCGAGCCAGAGGUGGCAGUGGUGGUGCCCUCAAACGGGAUCACAUUGACAGCAAAUAAUAUGGAGGAAGACACAGACGUCGGCCCCCUGACGUCGGAUCAGGACUUGCCCUUCGCGCCCUUCGACGUGGCGUACGCAGACGUGGCGGUGGCCUCUGUGCUAAACGCCAAGCUGGAGUUUGACGAGGCCUUGCUGAAUGAGACUGUGGCGCUUCACUGUGGAGGUUCCCAGACAGGUGGAGGCGAUAUGGAGGAGGUGGAGGAGGCAUUAGAGGAGGAGACCCAGAGCCAGACUCGGGGUGGGGACAACAUGGAUGCCAACAUGGCUCCAGUAUUCACCAAAGUAAUGGCCACUAAAGAGGUCCUGGAGAACAGUUCCUCAGAYGAAGACAUGGAUCACUACUUGAAGUUAUCUCGUACGUUGCUGGUGUGCAAAGUCUCAAAGGACUCAGGGCAGGCAAGUCUCCCUCUCCCCCCACCAGCUCCUACGUCUCAGUCCAUCUCCCAGCUUGACGGAGCGGAUAACGGCUCUGAGAGUGACUCAAGUGAUUCUACCUGCGAUGAGGAAGAAACUCAGGAAGAGGGGAAGAAUGGGGAAGAUCAGGGGGCUGACAGUCAACCCGUGUUUGAAACCUGUGACCCAAAUAAUGACAUGUCUAUUGAAGAGGAGGUUCUGAUGGAGUCUGAGCAAAUGGARUCCCAGAAAGAGGUUCUUCUGGACCCCAGCAGUGGCCAUUUUGCUUCGGAUGACGACAGCAUCAGAGAGUACCUGGCUAAAAAAGUAGUGCUUGAUGAUAGCGACAGCUCUGGCUCCUCUACAGAUUCUCUCAUUGGAGUGGACGACGAGAUGGGAGACCCAGACUUUGAGCCGGAACCCAAACCCAACCCCAAAUCAAUUCCCGUGAAAACCAUCAUGGAACGCCCUCGUCCUGUGAACAUGAAAACUAUUCCACGUAAACCCACACCAACGCAGAGAAAAAUCAUCAGGGUGUCCCUACCCUCUGGACCUGCUCUGCCUCUGAAUGUAGCCUUCUCUUCGCCACCCAUCGCUGUUCGAACCAUUCCAAGGACAGUCACCUCCACCGCCUCCCCGACCCCAUUUGUAAUGAAUKGCAUGAACUCUAUAGCCUUACAGACAGGGGCCACUACGGGGAGAGCUAUCGCUAUCCGCCUUGCCACACCAAGACAAGCAGCUCAGCAGCAGCUGAMUGCCACUAUUCAGUCUGCCUCCAACUCACCCAUGUCUCCACAGGUUCUGCUAGUCAACCGUCAAGGUCAGAUUCUGAUGAAAGAUCCAAAGACUAACACCUUCCAGACUGUCAGCACCAGCUCCCCUUCCUACAGCCGCAUCAGCCAGAUAGCCAAGAUUAUCCACAACAGUGGUGCACUGCCCCGCGCGAUUCCCCAGAUGGUGGUCGUACCCGCUACAUCUACACCCUCGCCACGGACAGCCAUCUUCCAUAGUUCAAAUCUCAUCACCAGUAACAGAAACACCACCACACCAACCACCACCAAUCUCCUGAUCAGGACCCCACAGAGUUUGCAUGAUGGGCGAGUGCUGGUCCGAGCCAUGCCCAUGACGCAUGGAGCGAAACAAGUGAGGGUCAAGUGCGUCUCUGUGCCCAGCUCUCCAGUGAUGACAGGCAACCAUGCCCAAGCUAUCUUAGACAGAGCCAUGGCUACUCAUCGCGAGCCCUCUCGGAUACGGCCUAAUAUCCUCAGGGUGAGCGCGUCCCAGCUGAGCCCAUCCCACAUCCAGGUCCACCCGUUCCUCAACAAGCUUCAGUCCCCUCUAGACAUUUCAGACACACCUGGUCAGAUGCUCCGCCACGAGCCGGCCACCGUACCCGAGUCUCAGGUCCGUGUCAAAAGAGUGUCCUUUGUCGCAGAGCGUCCCGGCAAGAAGAAAUGUAAAACUGAUUUCCUCCCGCAGUCACCCUCURGUGACCUUGAUGACCUAGAUGGCAGCAGAAAUUGUGGCGUUAGAACUAAAGCCCCAACAAUGAAAGAUGUGCUGGAUCUGGACCAGGAGAAAGUUGAGCCCAAGGUCAUCCUACCAACAGAACCUGAGAAGAUCAGACCACCUCCCAUACCUCAGAUGSCACGUCAGCCCAACCGCACUCUACGUCCACCCAGCAGCAGCACCACUCAGAGUAGCAGUAACAUCCAUGGGAAAACCCACGUCUGGGUCAGUGCCCGCCAUGGAGAUCUCUCUGACUGGGGCCCCUACUCAGGUUUCAGCUCUGACGAGGACACGUUGCCACCUAAACAGGACAAGACCAGGUUUGCCCACAGGAACCAGCCCCACCUGCGCUUUGAGAUCACCAGCGACGACGGCUUCCAUGUACAGGCAGACAACAUAGAGGUGGCGUGGCGAGCGGUGAUCGACGGCGUCCUGGAGGCCCGAGCAGGGUUCCAUCUGAAGGCGUUGCCCCUGGGCGGGGUGAUCGGGGCACGGGUUCUGGGCCUGCUCCACGACGCUGUCAUCUUCCUACUGGAGCAGUUGCAGGGUGCCGCCAGCUGUAAACAACACCGCUUCCGCUUCCACCGCUCCGACACCCCUGACGACGAGCUGCCCAUCAACCCCAGCGGUUGCGCCCGCGCUGAGGUCUACUCGCGGAAGUCAACCUUCGACAUGUUCAACUUCUUGGCGUCUCAACACAGACAGCUGCCUGACAUCAUGUCGACGCCAUGUGACGAGGAGGACGAUGACGUCCUACUGAAAUCCACCAGACGAGCCACCAGCACAGAGCUUCCCAUGGCCAUGCGCUUCAGGCACCUGGAGAAGACCUCAAAGGAAGCAGUGGGGGUUUACAGGUCUGAAAUUCACGGACGUGGUCUGUUCUGCAAGAGGAACAUUGAGGCAGGGGAGAUGGUGAUCGAGUACGCAGGCAAUGUCAUCCGUGCGGUUCUCACAGACAAGAGGGAGAAAUACUAUGACAGCAAGGGCAUCGGCUGUUACAUGUUCCGCAUUGAUGACUUUGAUGUAGUUGACGCCACCAUGCACGGCAAUGCCGCCCGUUUCAUCAACCACUCAUGCGAGCCCAACUGCUACUCGCGCGUCAUCCUCGUCGACAGCCACAAGCACAUCGUCAUCUUYGCCMUGCGUAAGAUCUACCGCGGCGAGGAGCUCACCUACGACUACAAGUUCCCCAUCGAGGACGACAGCAGCAAGCUGCGUUGCAACUGUGCCACCAGGCGCUGCCGCCGCUUCCUCAACUAGAAGACCAACCUAAACAGACACCACGUUGGAGUACUUGAAUUCUUAGAGGGAGACUGGGAGAUGCAAUGAUGUGGUCAUAAGGGUGGCGUUACCGAUAAGUACUGAUAAAUUGGACACUCCUCCGUAGAUAGUUUAAUUUAAAGACGGACUGAUAUGACGCUUUUUAAUUUAAAGACAGACUGAUGGACAUUUUGUGGAUAUCCCAGAGCAGGUUUUCCUAAACUCGAUGUCUACCGCUACAGGCAUCUAUUCUAGGCCUUCAAAGAAACCCAGUUGGUUCAGGCCUCAGUACUUUAGGCCACUGGUGACAUUACACCAUCUCAUGGGCCACUCGCUUGGUUUGUCUACGUUCUUGAAUCAGUUGCCAAUGGCCUCUGCUGAAAAURAAGGUAAAUAUUCCACAGUUGUGGUGCUUAUCACUUAGACCAGAGAUGGGGUUGAUUAUGUACUUAAUUUCAGUUUGUCAUCAUUCAGAUUACUCUGUUUUUAAGAGGAAUUCCAUGUUAUUGURCUGUAGCUAUGACAAUACAAGGCUACACUCUAGUCAAACUAUUUUAGCACCUUAUUUUCAAUGGCCAUAAGUGUGAGAGUUGCUGUAUAUAAAAUAAAAAAAGCCUGUUGURUUUUUUUAUUUUUUUUCGUUGACCCUAGCCACCUCCAGUAUACAUUUUAGAGCAGCUAUAUUUUAAUUGCCCAUGUCGAUAUUAUGGAGACCGUUAUAACAGAAUGUGUCCCAAAUGACACCCUGUUCCAUACAUAGUGCACUACUUUAGAACAGGGCCAAUAGGGAAUGGGGUGACAUUUUGGACAUGGCCAGAGACUCUUAUGAGCAGGUUCAGGUUGUUGUUCCUUUUGUUGUACUUMUAUGAAGGUGCUGUUCAACUAAAAGAUACUUUCACUUAUGGUUUUAAUAAAGGUAAACUCAGCGAAGUGCCGUUGCUACGAUCACCACCGCAGAUAUUGAGAUGAGCGAGAUGCAGGACUUCGAUUUCACACAGUCACACACCGUAUGUGCGUAACGGGUUAGAUUCACGCUGUUACAGCGUGGUAGCCAGGGCACGAAAACAGCGGAGACGUUGAGCCUCGCGCUUCAACGCUCUUAGUUGGAAAUUGACCCACUAUGCUGUUUACUUUCUGCAACUCCGUCAUAUCGCUGAGUCUACCUUUUAAACUGGUUCUCCACUAAUUUCUCCCCUGUACUUGAAAUUAGAAUUUAAUUACUGUGAAAACAUCUUGUUGCACCCUUCUAGAAAGAAAUAAUGAAAGAUGUUUUUAGUCUGCCAGGGAUACUUUUUUUCACUAUUGUUUUUGUGCCGUUUUGUUCUUGAUUAUCCAGACUUUAAUACUGAUACUGAUAAAAACUGCUUUGAUAAGUCAACUCCCUCCCUAACAUUUUACAACCCAAUUUGUAUAUGUAUUCAUGUAUAUUGGUAUACAURUAUAAUCAAAAUGCUAAUGAAAAAAAAAAGUGAUGUUGUCAAAUAUUAACCUGGUUUAUAUUUGGUACUGAACACCCACUAAUUUUAAACGGGCAUAAAGAUUACAGUUAAAUACCUGGUCGUAGCCUAUACUCAAAUUGUCGUCCUUUAUCUUUAUCUGUGUGGCCCUCUUCUACUUACCUAACAGUGACCAAUCCUCUCCCCUGUCUCUCACAGGUGUAUUACCUCAGUGGCUCACCAUGACAUAAACAAGAGAAGAUAAUGUUUGGGCUCUGUUACAAUAACUAGUUCAGCCAGUGCUUGAGGUAUUGGAACUCUUUUUUUCCUGUUCUGGCCCAAGUCAAGCACUGACUGUAGUAAACCACGUAGAAUGCAUGGCCAAUAGAUUGUUUCAUUCUAAGUGGUAUGCUCGUAUGGAUAUUGUAACUUGCUCUUGGUUUCCAACUCAUGCUGUGCAACCCCAUUUUAGGGCACUGAGCCGGCAGUGCAUGCAGCAAAGGACACAAUCUACAUGUUUCGGGUUUGGAGGGGUCUCUGCCCCAGAGUACUGAAUAAAUGCAGUGUGUUGCCGUAGGACUGUUUAUUUCACUGCGUGUUGAAUGAACAUUGUUCUGUAAAGCGAACUUUGUCUGUACAUAGUUGUAUAAAAAAAUUCUAAACCUGUAUUUUUUUCUAAGCACUUUUUUUAUUUAUGAUAUACUUGGCUUAAUAAAGAUGUUGAAAUGUUUGAAGAAA